UGCUGGCCACAUGGGAUGACUGAGCUCCUCUGCCAGGGUCUAAAUCUGGGACCUGGCUGCUGUGUGUCCUGGCUUUGCCACUCGACCUCUGUUGCCUGGUGGGGAGGCCCUUUCCUGACCUGCAGGGAUCGGCUGGCUGUCAUGUCCCACCGGAAGUUCUCUGCCCCGCGGCAUGGACACCUGGGCUUCCUGCCCCACAAGAGGAGCCGCCGGCACCGGGGCAAGGUGAAAACAUGGCCAAAGGAUGACCCCAGCCGGCCCGUGCAUCUUACAGCCUUCCUGGGCUACAAGGCGGGGAUGACCCACACCUUGCGGGAGGUGCACCGCCCAGGGCUCAAAAUUUCCAAGCGAGAAGAGGUGGAGGCAGUGACGAUUGUGGAGACGCCACCCCUGAUGGUGGUGGGUGUGGUUGGCUACGUGGCCACCCCUCGAGGCCUGAGGAGUUUCAAGACCAUCUUUGCGGAACACCUUAGUGAUGAGUGCCGCCGUCGCUUCUACAAGGACUGGCACAAGAGCAAGAAGAAAGCCUUCACCAAGGCCUGCAAGAGGUGGCGGGAUGCCGACGGCAAAAGGCAGCUCCAGAAGGACUUUGCGGCCAUGAAGAAGUACUGCAAAGUCAUUCGGGUCAUUGUCCACACACAGAUGAAGCUGCUGCCCUUCCGGCAGAAGAAGGCCCAUAUUAUGGAGAUCCAACUAAAUGGUGGCACAGUGGCUGAGAAGGUGGCCUGGGCUCAGGCCCGACUGGAGAAGCAGGUGCCAGUACACAGUGUUUUCAGCCAGAGUGAGGUCAUUGAUGUCAUCGCUGUCACCAAGGGCCGGGGUGUCAAAGGGGUCACCAGCCGCUGGCAUACCAAGAAGCUGCCACGGAAGACCCACAAGGGGCUGCGCAAGGUAGCCUGCAUUGGUGCCUGGCACCCUGCCCGUGUGGGCUGCUCCAUUGCCCGGGCUGGGCAGAAGGGUUACCACCACCGCACUGAGCUCAACAAGAAGAUCUACCGCAUUGGCCGGGGGCUCCACAUGGAGGAAGGAAAGCUGGUCAAGAACAAUGCAUCCACCAGCUAUGAUGUGACUGACAAGUCCAUCACGCCAUUGGGUGGCUUCCCUCACUAUGGGGAAGUCAACAACGACUACAUCAUGCUGAAGGGUUGCAUCGCAGGUACCAAGAAGCGGGUCAUUACGCUGAGGAAGUCCCUCCUGGUGCACCACAGCCGCCGAGCCCUGGAGAACAUUGAGCUCAAAUUCAUCGACACCACCUCCAAGUUUGGCCAUGGCCGCUUCCAGACAGCCCAAGAGAAAAGGGCCUUCAUGGGCCCCCAGAAGAAACAUCUCGAGAAGGAGAAGCCGGAAGCCUCCGGGGAUUUAUAGGGAACAUGGGAUGGAGGGACCUGAGGCGUGCACCCCGGCCCACCGCGGGCCCGUCCUGUUCAAUAAAUGUUGGAGGCAGCU
Messenger RNA from Chinchilla lanigera (long-tailed chinchilla), 1446 nucleotides. It is a transcript of the gene Rpl3l, whose product is annotated as ribosomal protein L3-like. Gene Ontology annotation, cellular component: cytosolic large ribosomal subunit; ribosome. Bases 16 to 1365 code for a protein of 449 amino acids. The record is from RefSeq and is a predicted model, not a curated record. The transcript is spliced from 10 exons. Gene Ontology annotation, molecular function: RNA binding; structural constituent of ribosome. NCBI's taxonomy places the organism in Eukaryota, Metazoa, Chordata, Mammalia, Rodentia, Chinchillidae. Gene Ontology annotation, biological process: translation; ribosomal large subunit assembly.